UCAGACAAUAAUUUAAGCAGCAUCAGCAGAAGAAGAAGAAUUUGCACGUGUACGCCUUGGAGCAGUUGGUUUAAUAGUUUAAGACAUCAGGCACUUUUCGUGAAUUACGAACAUAGAUCCAUUUCGCUGUAAUGCAGAGGGAGGACAAAACCAGCCUGCUGCUCUCCUUCCACACUGAGCCCAAACAAGAGUCACUGGAUUCUGAUUGUGAAGCUCAGUGGGGAUUGAGGGAUUCAGAGAUGACAUCAGUAAAGCUGGAGGAAAAAAGUCAAAAACUGGUGCUGAAUUUUACCAUUAAAGAUGAAGAGGAGAAGAAGAAUGUGGUUAUCAUUAAUAAUGGAGAGGGAGAUUUACUCACUCAAGAUGGGAUUCCUGAAGUGGAGACACUUGGAGAGAAACAACAGGAAGACUACAAUCAUAAGAAGUCUCACCACUGUCCCCACUGUGAAAAACAUUUCUCAUUUCUAUCACUGUUAAAAAAACACAUUAAGAUCCAUACUGGAGAGAAGCCUUACUCCUGUUCUGACUGUGGGAAGUGUUUCUCUCAAUUAGGUCACCUUAAAACUCACCAGCGCAUGCAUACUGGUGAUAAUCUUUACUCCUGUUCUGACUGUGGGAAGAGUUUCUCUCAAUUAAGUGACCUUAAAGUUCACCAGCGCAUACAUAGUGGUGAUAAGCCUUACUCCUGUUCUGACUGUGGGAAGGGUUUUUCUCGAUUAGGUCACCUCAAAGUUCACCAGCGCAUACAUACUGGUGAUAAGCCUUACUCCUGUUCUGACUGUGGGAAGUGUUUCUCUCGAUUAGGUCACCUUAAAACUCACCAGCGCAUGCAUACAGGUGAUAUGCUUUACUCCUGUUCUGACUGUGGGAAGUGUUUUAUCUCAUCAUCUGGACUUACUAAACAUCAGAGAGUUCAUACUGGUGAUAAGCCUUACUCCUGUUCUGACUGUGGGAAUUGUUUUAUCUCAUCAUCUGGACUUACUAAACAUCAGAGAGUGCAUACUGGUGAGAAGCCUUACUUCUGUUCUGACUGUGGGAAUUGUUUUAUCUCAUCAUCUGUACUUAGUAGACAUCAGAGUGUGCAUACUGGCGAUAAGCCUUACUCCUGUUCUGACUGUGGGAAGGGUUUCUCUCGAUUAGGUGACCUUAAAGUUCACCAGCGCAGACAUACUGGUGAGAAGCCUUACUCCUGUUCUGACUGUGGGAAGUGUUUUAUCUCAUCAUCUGAACUUACUAAACAUCAGAGAGUGCAUAGUGGUGAGAAGCCUUACUUCUGUUCUGACUGUGGGAAGUGUUUUACGAGAUCAUUUACACUUACUAGACAUCAGCGAGUGCACACAGCUGAGAAACCUUUGAGUGAAAUAAGUAUUCUACCCCUCCACAAAACAUGA
Molecule: messenger RNA, 1391 nt
Organism: Esox lucius (northern pike)
Lineage: Eukaryota; Metazoa; Chordata; Actinopteri; Esociformes; Esocidae
Product: zinc finger protein 420-like
Exons: 3
Coding region: 132-1391 (419 amino acids)
Source: RefSeq, a predicted model, not a curated record